Penicillium verrucosum is the source of this 5217-nucleotide messenger RNA. RefSeq lists its product as uncharacterized. Gene Ontology annotation, cellular component: cytoplasm. The coding region runs from base 1 to 5217 and encodes 1738 amino acids. The transcript is spliced from 6 exons. Gene Ontology annotation, molecular function: protein binding. NCBI's taxonomy places the organism in Eukaryota, Fungi, Ascomycota, Eurotiomycetes, Eurotiales, Aspergillaceae. The record is from RefSeq and is a predicted model, not a curated record.
AUGACUUCUUUACCCUCCCUCCCUGUGAAGCACAGUGACUUCGUGAAGUAUGUCAACUCCAACUCGGAGAAGCCCAUGGCCAACUUGGUUCAGCCAUACAACGAGUAUGAUGCUGUUUUGCGGAAGAAAUUUGCUCAAGAGCCAUCUCAUCCAUCAAUUCAAGAUAACUACGUCAACAUUGUUCCGCUGUACGACCAGGCCGGUUCCACAGAUCUUUCCAUUCGAGCUAGAGACCUUGCUACGGAAACGCCAGAGCAAACAGAGAAGUAUCUUUUGCCACUGGGUGCAAAAGACCGGAAACCACAUGGAUCUGCGGCAGUUGUAUCCUCUUUGAAUGAGUUCCAGAACAACUUCACCCUAUUCACAGAGGGCUCAUUGAGUGAAAUUGACUGGUCCAACGUGGUCGCUGCAGGUAGCGCUGUCGUGACUUCACUUUUGCCUGUCCCGGCAAAAUACCGCAACUCAAAGCGUGGUCUUCGUAAGUACUACCAUGAAGAGUUUGCGCCGGCAUCAGACGUGGAUCUCUUCUUGUAUGGCCUGAACGAGGAGCAAGCCCUUGAGAAGAUCAUGCAUAUCGAGGAUAAGAUCAAGAACACUAUCCUGUAUGAAACCACGACCAUCCGGACCAAGAAUACGAUUACCAUUGCUUCGCAGUAUCCGAACCGUCAUGUGCAAAUCGUGCUUCGCAUCUACCGCUCAGUUGCCGAGAUUCUCACCGGCUUUGACGUGGAUGUUUCGUGCGCGGCUUAUGAUGGUCACCAAGUCUAUACCUCUCCACGCGCAAUCGCUGCAUACAUCACGCAGGCGAACCAGAUUGAUCUGACGAGACGAUCACCAUCAUAUGAAAAUCGUCUCUCUAAGUAUUCGCACAGAGGAUUCGAGGUCUUCUGGCCUGGUCUUGACAGAUCGAAGAUUGACCCAACUAUCUUUGAGAGAAGCUUCACCAGAACUGAAGGACUUGCACGACUUCUGGUAUUGGAAAAGCUCCCUCGGUCUCAAGACCGGGACAACUAUCUCCAAAAGAGGCGCGAAGAACGAGGUCGUCCUCCUCUGAAUGUGUACCUACAACGUCGCCAUGGUAAAAUGCUGCAUGGUAAUAUCAAGGAUGACUGGGAAGAUGAGGUGCCUGAAUGGCAAGAGCAAGACCAAGUGUCUGAUUAUCAUACUUUUACAAUUCCUUAUGGUCGGAGGUUCAACGCCAGAAGUAUUGAGAAGCUACUUUACACCAAGGACCUGUUGCUGAACGCUCAGUGGAAUCAACCCAAAGACCGUGCAGUUUAUCUUCAUCGUCAUCCAGCAUUCUUUGGCGAAGCAGAACAUGUUAUUGGCGACUGCUGUGGCUUCUGCCCCAAGGCUGUUACCGAGGAGGAAAUCAAGGUCGCCGACGAGGAGGCCAAGAUUUAUAUCUCUGGUCAAAUCCAUUUCAUCAAAGAUGAUCCUGGUCGCCAGGAAAUUGGAAGUUUCAACCCCAUCACUGAGACUGAUUGGACCGAAAUGGCCUAUGUCGGCCGCACCGAGAGACUUUGCCAGGCAAUUGUGGCAAACGAUGUUGACUCCGUUAAAGCUUUCCUUGCAGAUGAGGGUACCAACCCAGACCGUCGUGACUACACUGGACGGACACCACUUCAACUCGCGUGCAUGUGCUCGACCCCUGAAGUCGUCAAAUGCCUUGUUGACGGUGGUGCUCGCAUGAUUCCCCGUAUGGCUGAUGGAAAGACUGCGCUCCAUCUUGCUGCCGCCCGGGGACAUGUCGACAUCAUUCGAAUUCUACUCACAAAAAGCAAUGAGAAUGAAGAAGAAGAAGCCAAUAAGCAGGACGCUUUGAAAAAUAAAGACAAGUCAGAGACCAAGCCGAGCGCAGAAAACGAGGAUAUCGAAAUGGUUGACCAAGAUGAUGCCAUGUCUCACACCUCAGCCUCUUACGUGAAGGUCGAAAGCGAGGAGGAGGAGAAUUUGACCACUCACGACACGCUUGAGGAGAACGAACUCGAGCCGGAUGUCUACGACAUCAAUAUCGUUGCAUGGGAUAGCCGGGCUGCUCCUUUGCAUCUCGCCAUUCUCCAUGGUCAUACUGAGGCCGUGAAAGAACUUGUCACAUCCUUUGGGGCCGAUGUGUUGAUGCCGAUCAAAAUUAUGAACGAGAACUACAGAACGCCAGAGGCUGCAAUUCUCAACCUGGUUCUCGUCCAUGCCCUCCCAUUCGAGAAAGCAAAGGAGAUGUCGCAGACCCUUCUCGAUCUCGGCGCUUCGCCAGCCCAAGCAGACCUCAAGCAGAAGACACCGCUAUACUACCUUGCUCAUUCCAAAAAGUUUGACAUCCUUGAUAUCUACAUGCAGCAUGAUGAGCCGGCAGUAAAGCGGGCAAUCAAUCAUUUGGCAGUUCAUGGCUCGUUUUGGACACCAGAAUUAUCCUCGGCAUUGAUGGCCGCGCUCACUGCGAAGAGCGCACCCGCGGCGGCCAAGCUGUUAGAGGCAGGUGCUCACCCAGAAAUUGACCUCGGUGAGAUUGUGAAAGCCAUUACGGCAUCCAGAGACGGCAAGUCUUACUACGGCGACAUCGAAGAAGAAGCAAAGGCCAGCGUAAAGCAGCCAAUCUUGCUGGCUGUUGAGAACGACCUUCCUUUGGUCGCCAUUGAUCUGCUUCAUCGCGGGGCAAACCCUAACGCCGAAAUUAAGGAAAGAUAUCAAGACAGGAGUCAAACUGUAUUGGACGUCUUGCGCCAAACUUUGAAAACACUCCGCGAAUUUAUGGUCGAGCGUGAGUACGAAGGCUAUAAUGACCCCAUUGCAACACCUCUCGAUCCAAAUGACCAGACAUAUCUGUCGGAACUCCAAUCUGGUAGUUACAAAAUGUUCACUGCGAAGGAUUUGCUCCGCAAUGUACGCAAGGCAAACCGAAAAGCCGAAGAACAAGCCAAGAAGGAUGAAGCCCAGCCGGAUGAUCCUCCUGGCUUGGCCGAGAAGAAGGCAUUCAUUGCGGGGUUGAUUCGCGACUACGAGAAGCUGGAGUUCAUUCUGCUGCAGAAAGAUGCAAAGACCUGGGAUGAGCUUUAUCCUCCGCUGGUCGCUCCCGUGACGUUUCCAGCCUACGUCUCGACAGAGAAGAUGGAGCCCGGCAUCACUAAGCCUUGGGAAGUCCGCUUCAACUUCAAUGUACCAGCUAUUACUGAGAAUGCUCGCGACGGAUACCUAAAGCUUUUCGAAGCAGCCUGGAUUGGCGACAUUGAUACCAUCAAAACCUUGACACUCGGCAUGUGGGGAUCUCUCAAUGAACAAGCACCACUUGAGAUUGCCGUAACCGACAAGCAAGGCCUGUCCGCCCUUACAAUUUCCAUUAUGCGUGGCCAUUUCGCCGUUGCUAAGGCCAUUCUUCAAAUUCUCCACGUGCAGUACAAGGUGAAGGAGCCUCGCGGUCGGAAGCGCUUUGAGAUCGACAUCGAUGAACGCUCUGAGGACUGUGAUGAGUCUGAUGAAGAGAACGACGAUCUGAACAUCGUCAGUGAUAUUGUUGAUGAUACCUUCACUCACGAAAACAUUGGUGAAAUUACCAGUCAGGUCGAGAGCAACACUUCCCCUCUUGAUGCUUUCGAGGCACGGUUCAAUGCCUUCGUGUUUUUGGACGAAUAUCACCAGGAUGGUUGGGAAAAGAGAGACAACCCUGUCAACGUCAAUGGCCUAGUUAAAUACGCUGUUUACACAAACAACAUUCCUCUUCUGGAGUUCCUUCUGAAGACUGGACUAGACCUCGCUUCCACCAACCCAUCUGGAAAGGGUGAGUUCUUGGUAAAGUUCGAUGAGUUCCAGCUUGCAAUUUCGCUUGGCCGUACCGACUGUCUUGCCAAAAUGAUUCAAAGUACUGGGGCUGGCCUUCCACUUACCAAAUUGAGUGAUGAUUGUGGGGUUGAGGAAAAGAAAGAACCUCAGUACUACCCUGGGUUGUCGAUUCGCGGCAGCAAGCGUGCAGAUUGGGCUAAUGCUGGUCGAGAGCAACCGACCAGAGCUCAAACACAGCGUCCUCCUCUUCUUAUUGCCGCUCGUCGUGGUAAUCUGGCCAGCACAGAGUUCUUCCUUGGUACCGCGCCUGCUCGCUAUUACCUGGAGUACCUCAAUGCGAACAAGGAUGAUGAGAGAGUCAAGCGAUUGACCAAGUCCAAGCUGGGAGUUGAGGGAACACUAUUAACCUGGUUACAAGCGAAAAACAACCUCGUUCUGCACUACGCAAUCAUGUCCGAACCAAGUGACGAAUCUGUUCGUCUGGUUCAGUAUCUUGUGGACCAUCACCCUGAAUGCAUGGAGGUCCGAUCAACAGAAGGGCUGACACCUCUCGCCCUGGCCAUGUCCCUCCACAAGGUCCGCUUCGCCCGCAUCUUGGUCGAAGCCGGAGCCAACCAGGCUGUCCGCGAUAAAGAAGCACGCAAUCUCCUCCACCUGAUCCUCGUAUCAGACGGUGGUCGACUCUGCAAGAACUCCAACCGAUUUACCAAACUUCUAGCCCUGUUGGAUAAGCAACUCUUCCCAACAAUGCUCAUGGAGCGCGCCGGUAAUGGCUCAAGAACGCCCUUUGCACGCUGGCUUCACGCCCAACCCCACUUCACGCCAGGGGAUUUGGCCAUCCCACGACCUCCCAACAGUCCCCAGACUGAAGAUGAAAUCAUAACCUCCAUGGCGAAUCUCAUUCUGGAUCUAGCCAACUCUACGGACCAAAAGCACCUCGAGAUCUUUGACGAAGCUGGAAACACACCUGUGCAUGAUGCUGUCAAGAAUGGGUUCCCCCAAGUCCUUGGACAACUCCUCGAUCGUCGUCCCGACCUGCUCAACCGGGAGAAUGCUACUGGUACAACUCCUCUUGAAAUGGCAGUUGACGCAUGGGUUAACAAGAGUACCUCUGCGCCGCCUGAAAGUGCCCCGAGAUCGAGGUAUGGCCAUCCUGAGUGGGAAAAUGCCGUUGAGCGGUCUCCCGAAUUCUUCGUCCCCGGUUGCAGGGUCAAAUAUGAUCAGGAGAAGACUAUGCUUCGGGUUUGUCAGGAACAGGCUCAGCAGCGCCCUGCAAAGAGAAGACUUGUUAGUCUGUUCGAGGCGAAUGAGGUCGCCAAGAGAUUGGCGGCGGUGGGACGGAGAAGUGGUCGUGGCUGGAAUGGUGGCUCUGAGAGUGAUAAUGAGUCUUCAGGUUCUAAUGAUGAUCCUGAAGGGUGGGGAAGCAUGAAUUCUCGUUGGUAG